Messenger RNA from Oxyura jamaicensis (ruddy duck), 2191 nucleotides. RefSeq names its product ATP binding cassette subfamily B member 8 (gene ABCB8). Gene Ontology annotation, cellular component: membrane. NCBI's taxonomy places the organism in Eukaryota, Metazoa, Chordata, Aves, Anseriformes, Anatidae. Gene Ontology annotation, molecular function: ABC-type transporter activity; ATP hydrolysis activity; ATP binding. The record is from RefSeq and is a predicted model, not a curated record. The transcript has 16 exons. The coding region runs from base 92 to 2155 and encodes 687 amino acids. Gene Ontology annotation, biological process: transmembrane transport.
CCCUUCCGUGCUGAGCCGCGCCGAGCUGAGCCGUGCCGGGCCGUGCCGAGCCGUUCCGGGCCGGGCCGGGCCGUGCCGUGCCGGUGCCGCCAUGCUGCUGCUGCUGGCGCUCGGGGCGCGGGUCGGGGCGCGCUCGGUGCGCGCUGCGCUGCGCCCGUCCACGGCCCCGGGGCGCAGUUGCAGGUACGGGGGGGCCCGGCCGGUGCUCAGCGCCCCCCCCCGCCGGCCCGCGCCGCUCGCCCCGCGCUGCCUGCUGCUGGCCGCCCCGGCCGGCCUGGCGCUGGGCUGCCUGGGCUCGGCUGUUGCACGGUGCCAGGAGGCUGCCGUCCCUGCUGUCCCCGCCGUCCCCGGUGUCCCCGGUGUCCCCAGCGACCCCGCGCAGCCCCGUCCGGAGCCCGUGUUCGACUGGCCGGUCUUCUGGGCCUUCCUGCGCCCGCAGCUCCUCGCCCUCUCGGCAGCCGUGGUGCUGGCCCUGGGCGCAGCCCUGCUCAACGUCCGCAUCCCGGUGCUGCUGGGGCAGCUGGUGAACGUGGUGGCCCGCGGCGCCCAGAGCCGCCUGGCCGGGUACCUGCGAGCUGCGCGCCCGCCGGCGCUGCGCCUGCUCGGCCUCUACUGCCUGCAGGGGCUGCUGACCUUCGGGUACAUCGCGCUGCUGUCGCGGGUUGGGGAGCAGGUGGCCGCCAGCAUGCGCAAGGCUCUUUUCAUCUCCCUGCUGCGGCAGGACGUGGCGUUCUAUGACGCCAACCGGACUGGGCAGCUGGUGAACCGGCUGACGGCCGACGUCCAGGAGUUCAAGUCCUCCUUCAAGCUCAUCAUCUCCCAGGGCCUGCGCAGCAGCACCCAGGCGGCGGGCUGCAUCGUCUCGCUCUACCUGCUCUCGCCCAAACUCACCGGCCUCCUCCUCCUCGUCAUGCCCACGCUGGUGGGCGCCGGCGCCCUCGUCGGCUCCUUCCUCCGCAGCCUCUCCCGCCGGGCGCAGGAGCAGGUGGCCAAGGCCACCGGGGUGGCAGACGAGGUGCUGGGGAACGUCCGCACCGUGCGCGCCUUCGCCAUGGAGGACCAGCAGGCGGGGCUGUACUGCGCCGAGGCGGAGCACUCGAGCCAGCUGAGCCAGCGGCUGGGGCUGGGCAUCGCCGCCUUCCAGGGGCUCUCCAACCUGGCGCUCAACGGCAUCGUGCUGGGGACCAUCUUCGUGGGUGGCUCGCUGAUGGCUGGAAACGAGCUGUCGCCUGGAGACCUCAUGUCCUUCCUGGUGGCCUCGCAGACGGUGCAAAGGUCCAUGGCGAACAUCUCCAUCCUCUUCGGGCAGGUUGUGCGGGGUCUGAGCGCGGGUGCCCGCGUCCUGGAGUUCAUGACGCUGGAGCCCAAGGUGCCGCUGCGGGGGGGCGCCUCCAUCCCCAGCCACUCGCUGCUUGGCCACGUCGCCUUCCACCACGUCUCCUUCAGCUACCCCACGCGCCCCGGGCACCCUGUCCUGCGGGACUUCAGCCUCAGCCUGCCCCCUGGCAAGACCGUGGCCAUCGUGGGACCCUCUGGAGGAGGGAAGUCGACGGUGGCGGCGCUGCUGGAGCGCUUCUACGAGCCCACGCAGGGCAGCAUCACGCUGGACGGCCACGAUAUCUCCUCGCUGGACCCCUCCUGGCUGCGGGGCCAGGUCAUCGGCUUCAUCAGCCAGGACCCCGUGCUGUUCGGCACCACCAUCAUGGAGAACAUCCGCUUCGGGAAGCCGGGCGCCUCCGAUGAGGAGGUGUACGCGGCCGCGCGCCUCGCCAACGCUGACGGCUUCAUCCGCAGCUUCCCCGAGGGCUACGGCACCGUCGUGGGCGAGCGCGGCGCGGCGCUGUCCGGGGGUCAGCGGCAGCGCAUCGCCAUCGCGCGGGCGCUGCUGAAGGACCCGGCCGUGCUGGUGCUGGACGAGGCCACCAGCGCGCUGGACGCCGAGUCGGAGCGCCUGGUGCAGGCGGCGCUGGAGCGGGCGGCGCGGGGGCGCACGGUGCUGGUCAUCGCCCACCGGCUCAGCACCGUGCGCGGCGCCCACCUCAUCGUGGUGCUGGACGGCGGGCGCGUGGCCGAGGCCGGCACGCACGAGGAGCUGUGGCGGCGCGGCGGGCUGUACGCGGAGCUGACCCGGCGGCAGGCGGCGGAGCGGCGCUGAGCGGGGCGGGGGGGGGCAAUAAAACCCUGCCGGACA